Messenger RNA from Gavialis gangeticus (Gharial), 3065 nucleotides. It is a transcript of the gene KCNG4, whose product is annotated as potassium voltage-gated channel modifier subfamily G member 4. NCBI's taxonomy places the organism in Eukaryota, Metazoa, Chordata, Crocodylia, Gavialidae. The transcript is spliced from 2 exons. The record is from RefSeq and is a predicted model, not a curated record. Bases 362 to 1894 code for a protein of 510 amino acids. Gene Ontology annotation, biological process: protein homooligomerization; potassium ion transmembrane transport. Gene Ontology annotation, cellular component: voltage-gated potassium channel complex; membrane. Gene Ontology annotation, molecular function: delayed rectifier potassium channel activity.
CCAAUCGCCUGCUCUGCUCACACCCUAUCUUUCAGUCAGCCAUUGCUGAGCAAUAAUUAUGAAUGAGGCUUGUUGUUUUUUCCUCUGUGUGUGUGUGCGUGCGCGUGUGUGUGUAAGUGUGUGCCGCCAGACAACCAAUGAGACUGGAAAGCAAACUGCAUUCACAGGCUGCCGAUUUGAGGCAGAGGCACAGAGAUGACUUUUCCACGCACACACACUUUGUGUUGUAGGGAAGUCAUCUGUGAUGCCGUUUCUACCAUUAUAACCUUUACUAUUUUUUCUUCCUUCCUUCUCCAUCUUUCGGGUGACAGCUAACCCCAGUCCGAUGCCAUUUUGGACGUCCCAGUGAGAACUCUCAGAGAUGCCUAUUCUCUCGGGAGGCAGCGAUCAAGACUAUAGCAACAUUAGCUACACUUCUUGUAGUUCCCUGAACCGUUUCUUUCCUGUCUCUGUUGAGACCCCGUCUGUCAAAGGGGUCCAUUACCAAAGAGCCAGGAGGAUUUACCACUCGGAUCAGCUCUGCAAAGUCGAUCUGAAGAGGGAAAUCAUGAUCAAUGUUGGAGGCAUCAAGUACCUGUUACCGUGGAGCAUGUUGGAUGAAUUCCCACUCACCCGGCUGAGCAAGCUAAAGUUUUGCAGCAGUUACGAGGAAAUUAUUCAGCUCUGCGACGAUUACGAUGAAGACACCCAAGAGUUCUUCUUUGAUAGGAACCCCAGUGCUUUCGGGAUGAUUGUCAGCUUCCUGGCAGCGGGGAAGCUGAUGCUCUUGCGAGACAUGUGUGCUUUGUCAUUCCAGGAGGAGCUGAGGUACUGGGGGAUUGAAGAGUCCAACCUGGAGAACUGCUGCUUCCGAAAGCUGUUUCAGAAACUGCAGGAGCUGGCAGAGAUGCGCAAGGAGGACAUGCAAAGGGGCCAGGAUACCGCAUGUGUCUUGGAUGAGAAGACCAAAUGCGGAGAGUUCAUGAACAGACUCAGGGACAUGGUAGAAAACCCUCAAUCCGGACUCCCAGGCAAAGUCUUUGCUUGUCUCUCCAUUCUCUUCGUGGCCACCACAGCCAUAAGCCUUUGUGUUAGCACAAUGCCGGACUUAAGAGCUGAGGAAGACAGGGGCGAAUGUUCUCAGAAGUGCUAUUACAUCUUUGUCAUUGAGACCAUCUGUGUGGCUUGGUUCUCGCUGGAGUUCUGCCUACGAUUCAUCCAGGCGAAGAGCAAGUGUCAAUUUUUCAAAGGGCCCCUAAAUAUCAUUGACUUCUUGGCUAUUUCACCUUAUUAUGUUUCUCUUAUUGUGCUGGACGAUGACCCAGGGGAGGAGACCGAGAGAUCGAGCAGCAACUCAUAUUUGGAAAAGGUUGGACUGGUGCUACGAGUCUUACGUGCCUUGAGGAUCUUGUAUGUGAUGCGCCUUGCCAGGCACUCCUUGGGCCUGCAGACUUUGGGGCUCACCGUUCGAAGAUGCACCCGGGAAUUUGGCCUGCUUUUGCUCUUCUUGUGCGUAGCAGUCACGCUGUUUUCCCCUCUGGUCUAUCUCGCUGAGAAUGAAUCUGGCAAGGUCCUGGAAUUCACAAGCAUUCCAGCCUCAUACUGGUGGGCCAUCAUCUCCAUGACCACAGUGGGAUACGGAGACAUGGUACCAAGAAGCGUCCCAGGUCAGAUGGUGGCUCUCAGUAGCAUCCUCAGUGGGAUACUAAUAAUGUCUUUCCCAGCAACUUCCAUAUUCCACACGUUCUCCCAUUCCUAUUCAGAGCUGAGGAAAGAGCAUGAAAGACUACAGUCUCAGCUCAACCGAAUAAAAAACCCCAAUCACUCUGCUGGAAGUGACACCUUCAAUGAGACAGACAGCUUGAUUUUGGAGGACCCAGCCUCCCCAAUCAAGUACAGUUACACAAGAACCUAAACCUGGCUGCAAAGCCUCUGGGAGGGCAACAAUAAUUGAUCAGUGUAAUGUGCAAAGCCAAGCAGAGCAACAACAUGGGUGACUUGUCGUUUCUAAUGCAAUUUCUUUUUGCCAAUGUGGGCAGACCAGAUUGAGCAAGCCAACUGGAGUCUUGCAGCACACCACUGUGGAGAUAGUGAGCUUUAAGGAUGUCUAAGGUUGGGGGUUAUUCAAACAACAAAUAUCUACUCUUCACUACUGCUCACUUUUUAUUGAUAAAGCUAAUAAGGAAGUCCAACUUUGCCUAUAUUAGUUAUAUAACCUGCUGAAUUCCUAACACUGAAUGAGUAACAAGCAGAACAGCUUUUGCUGACAUAAGUAACACCUGUUGUUUCACUUGCCUUUGAGUUUCCAAUGUUCUUUGCAAUUAACACCUAGAGCCAAUUACCAGAAUGGAUUCUUGUAGGGCUACGCACCAUUGCCAGUUAUAAAGUGCUCAUGAACAGGCGUAUAGAAGAAUCCAUGAUGCCGAUACACAUUCUAUAUCUAAGGCACUAACAAGCUUAAGUGAAGUACUGUAUAUGAAAGCUUUUAAAGCUCAUUCUGCAGUCAGAUGCUCAAACCUAUAAAUAAAGGAUUGCACUGCUACUGUCAAUGACUUAUAUAGUGCUUGUAAGAGAGUCUGCUUGAAAUGCAAUUUCAGCCUGCCCUCUGUAAACAUUUCAGAUGAGAUAGAUGAAGUUUUAAGUUUUCAGAUUAUUUUCUUUCACAUACUUGAGCUAAUGAGAGAAUAAAAAAGGUGUAGUGACUAAAAAAAAAAAAAAAAAAGAAUCAGUGUUUUCCUGUAUAUUGGAUUGGGAUGGCAUCACAACAUGUGAAAAAAGGUCAAAAUGAAAACAAAUAUAUAUUGCAGACAGCAGACGUGGAAUCAGCCAAUAAAUAUUCAAAGGGUACGUAUGUUAUAUAUUGUGAAGAAUUAUUUCUUGGCUUAUCACGAUGGUUUCCUAGAGGAAGUCGUGGAGGAUAACUCAUUUCAUGCUCAUUUUGGGGGACAUUCAGCUAGAUGGAACAAGGUACUAGGUCUCAUGGGAUAUCUUAGAUGGCCUUGAUGGUCUUACCCAACUCUGCUUUCUGAGAUACGGUGAAUUAAGUUAAUUAGGACUAAAUCCACAGUUCAUGGGCAGCACCUAUA